Messenger RNA from Hypomesus transpacificus, 3004 nucleotides. It is a transcript of the gene lars2, whose product is annotated as leucyl-tRNA synthetase 2, mitochondrial. Gene Ontology annotation, molecular function: aminoacyl-tRNA deacylase activity; leucine-tRNA ligase activity; ATP binding. The record is from RefSeq and is a predicted model, not a curated record. Gene Ontology annotation, cellular component: mitochondrion. Gene Ontology annotation, biological process: leucyl-tRNA aminoacylation; mitochondrial translation. NCBI's taxonomy places the organism in Eukaryota, Metazoa, Chordata, Actinopteri, Osmeriformes, Osmeridae.
GCACAUUGAGCACCCGUGAGGGAGCCAUGCAGAUGUCAGCAUCCCGGCUGCUCCUCUGCCCUGUCGGCCCCCACAGGCGCGCCCUCCACACCCCCCUACUCCGCUUCCUGUCCCCCGCACCCCACUUCCUGUCCCUCCGAGCGCGGUCUCUGUUUAGCGAGACGGGGGUGUGGGAGAGGGACUACCGGGCGGAGACCCGGCGCGGCGUGGAGCGAUGGUGGCGCCCGCGCAUCCAGGAGCAGUGGAGGAGGGAUACGCUGCAGGAGAGUUCCCCCAAGCAGAAGUUCUAUGUGCUGUCCAUGUUCCCCUACCCGUCUGGACGCCUCCACCUGGGUCACGUGCGCGUCUACACCAUCAGCGACACGCUCGCUCACUUCCACAAGAUGAGAGGACACCAGGUGUUGAACCCGAUGGGCUGGGAUGCGUUUGGCCUCCCUGCUGAGAACGCAGCCAUCGAGAGAGGCCUGGACCCAGAGGCAUGGACCCAGAGUAAUAUCGCGUCCAUGAGGGAGCAGCUGGACAGUCUGGGACUCUGUUUUAACUGGGACCGGGAAGUGACCACCUGCCAGCCUGAGUACUAUCGGUGGACCCAGUUCCUGUUCGUCAGGCUGUUUAAGGCAGGACUGGCCUAUCAGAAGGAGGCGGUGGUGAACUGGGACCCAGUGGACCGGACGGUGCUGGCUGACGAGCAGGUGGACGAGGCGGGGCGGUCCUGGAGGUCUGGAGCCCUGGUGGAGAAGAAGCUGCUCCGACAGUGGUUCAUCAGGACCACCAACUACGCCAAGGCCCUCCUGGAUUCCCUGGCAGAGCUUCCAGAGUGGUAUGGGGUGAAGGCCAUGCAGGCUAACUGGAUAGGAGAAUGUUCUGGAUGCUACUUUGACUUCCAACUCAAGGUGGAUGGGCAGGAUGCAGGGGAGACCCUAGCUGGCUACACCCCCAGCCCAGAGGUCGUGUUUGGGGGGGCCUACCUGGCCCUCCUGCCCUCCCACAGGCUGCUGCAUGGGAACAGCCCCCUGCGCCCCCUACUGGAGGCAGCCCUACGGCCUGGAGAAGACUGCCUGACAGAGGUCACAGCACACAACCUGUUCACCGGACAGGAAGUACCCCUCAUCAUCUCACACAAGGAGCAGUUCGAUGGCCAUCUAGACACUGUGAUAGGCAUCCCAGACAGUAGCGAGGAGGAUGUGUGUGUGGCUACAGCUCUGGGUUUGCCAUGGCAGCCUGUUCUGAAGAGGCAUCAUGACGACACACACACACUCAUCAACUCUGCUGAGUACUCAGGUCUCACCAGAGAGAAGGCCUUUGACUCCAUUACCCAGAAUGCCAGAGAGAGGAAAGUGGGAGGCCACCUGACCAGUUCCAAGCUCAGGGAUUGGCUGAUUUCCCGGCAGCGGUACUGGGGCACGCCCAUCCCCAUAGUGCAUUGUGGGAGUUGUGGUCCAGUGCCGGUGCCGGAGGAAGAGCUCCCGGUCGCCCUGCCCAGGCUGGCCUCCCUCUCCGGCAGAGGGGGGUCACCUCUGGAGGGGGCCCAGGACUGGGUCAACUGCCCCUGCCCCAGGUGUAAGGGUCCAGCUCGUAGAGAGACAGACACCAUGGACACAUUUGUGGACUCAGCCUGGUACUACUUCAGAUACACGGACCCACUGAACCAAGACAGUCCGUUCUCUCGUACCCAGGCAGACCUCUGGCUCCCUGUAGACGUGUAUGUGGGGGGGAAGGAGCAUGCGGUCAUGCACCUCUACUACGCCCGCUUCCUCUGUCACUUCCUCCAAGACCAGGGCCUGGUGGCACACAGGGAGCCAUUCAGGAAGCUGUUGGUGCAGGGUCUGAUUAAGGGUCAGACCUUCAGACUGGCAGAGACAGGACGCUACCUGAGGAGGGAGGAGCUGGACCUCACAGGGGAGGAGCCAGGGCUGCCGGGCGGGGCUGCAGGCCAGGUGCAGGUGAGCUGGGAGAAGAUGAGUAAGUCGAAGCACAACGGCCUGGACCCUCAGGAGCUGGUGCAGCAGUACGGCAUCGACACGCUGCGCCUCUACAUCCUGUAUGCUGCCCCGCCCGAGAACGACAUCCUCUGGGACGUCAAGAACGACGCCCUCCCUGGAGUUCUGCGGUGGCAGGCUCGUCUGUGGGGGCUGGUGUCCAAACUGAGGACAGCUCGCCAGCACGGGCCCCACCCUGACCCCUCCCUGCUGGGGCCCCACCCUGACCCCUCCCUGCUGGGGCCCCACCCUGACCCCUCCCUGCUGGGGCCCAAGGAGCUGCAGGCAGCCAGGAACAUCUGGGAGAACACCAACUACACUGUUCAGGAGGUCACAGGUCACCUUGCAGAGGACUUCCAGGUCAACACUGCCAUCGCCCGGCUCAUGGGGCUAUCCAACACACUGUCUAGUGCGUCGGCUGCUGUGGUGCAGCACAGUGUGGAGUAUGAAGAGGGUCUGGCAGCGCUGGUGGUGAUGACUGCUCCCCUGGCUCCUCACCUAGCGUCUGAGCUCUGGGCUGGUCUGAGCCAGGUCAGGACGCCCCCCAGCCCUGGGGGGUCCUGGGUGGGGGAUGUGCUGCAGCAGCCCUGGCCCAGCGUGGAUCCUCUCUACCUGGACCCCCCCGACACCCUGGAGCUGGCUGUGAGGAUCAACAACAGGCUGUGUGGCACCAUCACAGUGUCCCGCCUCGUAUCCCAGGAUGCCGAGCAGGUGCGUCGGCUGGUUCUGGAAAGCCCCCUCGGACAGCGUCUCCUUGGCAACCGGCCCAUCAAGAGAGCCAUCCUGUCCCCCCGGGCGGCCCUCAUCAACUUCCUCCUGGAGGAGUGACACUCUCUCCACGCCACGGAUUGGUGGAACCUCCUUUCAAUCACUGAAGCCAGAGGACUUCCUGAGACAUUCUUGAGUCAUUGGGGUUUUUUAUACCACAAAGCGGAUAGUUGGACUAAUUUAUUUUUAUGAUGGGAGAGUGAUGAUACUGUCGUUAUGGUGGAUGUCUAGUUAUAUAAAAUACAUACUGUCUCUAA